Drosophila bipectinata is the source of this 2286-nucleotide messenger RNA. Its product is annotated as NHL repeat-containing protein 2. NCBI's taxonomy places the organism in Eukaryota, Metazoa, Arthropoda, Insecta, Diptera, Drosophilidae. Gene Ontology annotation, molecular function: protein binding. The record is from RefSeq and is a predicted model, not a curated record.
UUUGGCUCACAGUUUCUAAAACUAUACACACCAAAAUCAUUUUCAAUGGAUUCUCAAGAUGAUUUACCUCUUAUCGAUGUCCUAACAUUUAUUACGGAUGAGUUGCUUCAUACAUACCGGUCUUGUGUUGGAGAAAUAGAUAAAGAAAAAUCUAUCACCGAAUUUUUGGAAAGAUUGGAUGAUGAUAAAUCCAUUUUAAAACUCAAGACGAUCAAUAUUGAAAUCAAAUCUGAUCUGGAUUGGUUUAAUGUUAGUCGGCCUUUAACACUUUCAGAACUUCGCGGUAAAAUAGUAAUUUUAGACUUUUUUACUUAUUGUUGCAUUAAUUGUAUGCACGUAUUACCUGAGCUUCAUUGUUUGCAAGAACGCUUUCCUCCAGAAAGUGGAUUGGUUAUCAUCGGAGUGCAUAGUCCCAAAUUUGAGAAUGAACGUGCUAAUUCAAACAUAUUAUCUGCAGUACUACGAUAUGGUGUUACCCAUCCCAUUGUAAACGACUUUGGUUCUACAUUAUGGCAAACUCUUAGUAUACGCUGUUGGCCAUCACUUAUAGUUUUGAGUCCUGCUGGAUUGCCUUUAUUACUUCUAAUGGGCGAAGGGCACGGGAAAUUUCUCGAGAAAUUUGUAAGUGUCGCGUUGUCAUUCUUUAGUCGUCAAGGAAAAAUAGAAAACUUUAACUUACCCCUUCAAAUAUCGACUAAUACCGAUCCUGCUUCAAAGUUACGUUUUCCUGCAAAGAUUGCCCGUAGUCCAAAAGGCCGGUUCGGAGUUUGUGAUGCUGGUAAUAAUCGAAUUCUGGUAGUUUCAAGCCGUGGGUUGGUGCAACACAUAAUUGGAGGACACAAGGCGGGACUUAAUGAUGGAACAUUUUCUGAGGCACGAUUUAAACAUCCCCAGGGCUUAACGUUUCUUGAUGAAAAUAAUUUGAUUGUAGCAGACACGGAAAAUCACGCAUUGCGAAAGAUUUCUUUAAUCGACGGAGUGGUCGAAACUCUUGCUGGUACUGGUUUUCAAGGAUGUGAUCGAAUUGGAGGCAACGCAGGUCCGCAGCAGCCUAUAUCCUCGCCUUGGGAUGUGGCUGUAUUUCGCACUCGUGAUAUGGAUAUGUCUUUUCAUCUUGACGAACGGAACGUACUAGAAAAAACAAUUGUACUUAUUUCAAUGGCCGGAACGCACCAAAUUUGGGGGUAUUUCCCCGAAGGCAUUAUUUGGUGGAAGUUUCGCAAGUUUGAUCCCUUGUGUUGUGUCUCAUUAAUUGGAAAUGGCUUAGAAGAGAAUCGUAACAAUUCGUAUCCUCAGAAUGCUGCAUUUGCACAACCAUCAGGAUUAUCGAUGUCAAAAGACUUUUUGUUUGUUGCUGACAGUGAAAGCUCAAGCAUACGUAAAGUUUCCUUAGUUGAUGGAAAGGUUAUGCCAGUUGUUGGUGGGGACCGAAAUCCUCUUAAUCUUUUCGCAUUUGGCGAUAUUGACGGUAAGCUUUAUAACGCCAAACUGCAACAUCCUUUGGGAGUGGCUUGUCAUACUAUUGAAAACAAGGUUUUUGUGGCCGACACUUAUAAUCACAAAAUCAAAGUUAUUGAUACUGAAAAGAAUUAUGUUUCAACGAUGGCAAUUGUGAAUCAAGAAGGUACUCCUAUAGUUCUGAACGAGCCAACGGGAUUAUGCUUGGACGCAGACGAAUCUAAUAUAUUAGUGGCUGAUACCAACAACCAUACAAUAUAUAUAAUUGACUUGAUAACUCUAAAGGCAAAGCCAUUUAGUUUAGAUUUUAGUCAAGUCACAGAAGAAAAAUUGAAUGAGCCCCAAAAUGUACCAUUAAAUAGAGAGCUUGCCUCUAAAAAACUUUCUUUACAUGAUAGUGAUAUAAAUACUAUUACAUUUAAUGUUUCACUAUUAUUACCACUUCAGUUUACCAAAGAAGCUCCUCAGAAAUGGAUAAUACAAAAAAUAAGUCAGUUCGUUGACGUAACUCAAUUUUCAGGAACUUUAGAUAAUGGAAUGUGUAAUAUUCAAGUGAAGCAUAAACCCCGUAAUAGAGAUACUACAAACCAAAUCGUUAUUGAAUUUCUAUUAAACUUAUGUGAGGUUAAAUGUUGCCUUAUAAAACGGAUUUUAGUAACAAUAGAUAUAAACUUUAACGAGAAAGAGUGUAAAAAUAGACAUGAUGUAAAUAUUCAAAUCGAUCGGUCUACAUUAAGUAUCGAGUAAGGAAAAUUGUUAGUUUUCUGUACAAGAUUUUAUUGAAAAUAGGUACGAAAAUGUAUUAAUCGAAUAACAAUUUGAACACUA